Messenger RNA from Folsomia candida, 1638 nucleotides. Its product is annotated as cytochrome P450 9e2. Gene Ontology annotation, molecular function: oxidoreductase activity, acting on paired donors, with incorporation or reduction of molecular oxygen; heme binding; monooxygenase activity. The transcript is spliced from 3 exons. NCBI's taxonomy places the organism in Eukaryota, Metazoa, Arthropoda, Collembola, Entomobryomorpha, Isotomidae. Bases 94 to 1563 code for a protein of 489 amino acids. The record is from RefSeq and is a predicted model, not a curated record.
AUUUUGCGUCAAAGUCACACUCAGUCCAUACAUUUCUUCAAAUUAAAAUUUCGCACGUGUUACUUACCGUAACACAUUUUUCCCUUUGGCACAAUGUUAUCCACAAUAAUUCUUGUAGUAGCCGUCUUCCUAAUAUUAAGAUUCCUCUACAACAGACGCUUCAACUACUGGAAGCGACAGGGUAUCCCAGAACGCCCCAGCUAUUUCGAGGCGUACAAUUUAAACAAGCACUCCGUAAUGACAUGGGAUUCAAAAAAUUAUGAAGCUUUAAAGGACCACAAGUUCGGGGGAAUGUGGGAAAUGCUGUAUCCCGUCCUCUACCUAAGAGAUUUAGACUUGAUUAAACAAAUCUUCAUUAAAGACUUCCACCACUUCGUUAACCGUCGCACCUUCCCGACAAACAAUGAAAAAGAUCACACCAAACUCAUGCUCUCCUUUCGAGAGACCGACGACUGGAAAGAAUUACGAAACAUUCUCACCCCAGGAUUUUCUACGGUCAAGAUGCGCCGACUUUUCACCCUGUUCGACUCCUGCGCCAAGAGAUACAUGGAUUAUUUACAUUCAAAAUGCGACUCUCCGAUCGAAUUUCGAAACGCCAUGGGAAAAUAUACGAUGGCCUGCAUCGCCGAAUCGGUAUUCGGAAUCGAUUGCCACGCCUUUGGCGAACAUCAAACCGAGUUUUUCAAAAUGGGGAAGGCCUACAUGGAUUUUAGUCCUUGGCGAGUUUUUAAACUAAUGUUUGUCUCAAAUUAUCCGAAAGUAGCGGAUUUUUUCGGGCUGAACGUCUUCCAUCAGGACGCGGACACCUACCUGACCAAAGUUGUCGAGGACGUUUUACGCAGUCGGAAAGGGGUGAAGGGAAAUCAUAACGAUUUUCUGGAAAUCAUGCGAGAAAAUUCGGAAGAACAAGAACACGGACAAAAAGUCUUGUCGGAACAUGAAAUCGUGGCGCAAUGCAUGAAUUUCUUUGCGGCAGGGUCAGACUCGAUUGAAACGGUGCUGAUUUGGGCGACGUAUGAGCUUGCGAAGAAUCCCGAUAUGCAACAAAGGCUGUACAAAGAGGUGAACGAAGGGAUGACGAAGAAUGGUGGGGAGUUGACCUUUGACACGAUGACGGAUAUGGAAUAUUUGGAUAUGUUCGUGUCAGAAUGCCUGCGGAAAUAUCCACCCACCAUGCGAGCUGAGCGACGCUGUUUAAAAGAUUAUCCCGUUCCUGGCACGAAAUACGUCGUUCCGAAAGGUUUAUUCGUACACAUUCCGAUUUAUCCAAUUCAUCACGACCCAAUGUAUUGGCCCGAGCCGGAGAAAUUUGAUCCUGAGAGGUUUACGAAGGAAAAUAAGAGUGCCAGAAACCAGUAUUCUUACCUGCCCUUUGGCUACGGUCCGAGAACUUGCAUAGCUGGACGAUACUCCAUCGUUGAGACGAAAAUAUGUCUGGCUCAUUUAGUACAAAACUUUGUAAUUUCCACGUGUGAAAAGACCGAACCUAAACCGAUUUAUUUUCAUUUGAGCUUAAAACCUGUAAACGGUACGUGGCUUUCACUUAAACCGAGGAAGCGUUGAUUUCAACAUAAAUAUUUCUGUUAAAUUUUUAAUAAACUCUUUAAUAAACCCUAAUUUUGAAUAAUGGAAUCUAAA